Leishmania braziliensis MHOM/BR/75/M2904 is the source of this 3060-nucleotide messenger RNA. Its product is annotated as actin-interacting protein-like protein. The record is from RefSeq and is a predicted model, not a curated record. Lineage: Eukaryota; Euglenozoa; Kinetoplastea; Trypanosomatida; Trypanosomatidae. Bases 1 to 3060 code for a protein of 1019 amino acids. The transcript has a single exon.
AUGCGCAACAGUCGCAGCCGCAGCCCUACGCUCGUGAUUGCUGAGGCCGAAGCAGUCCGCGCCGCCUGCGAGUUCUCGAUUGACAUUUAUCGAAAACUGCAUCAGCGCAAGUUCAAGUCUCUCCAUGAAGAACUUGACUUCCUGCGAAAGGACUUUGUGGCCUCGCGCAAGACACUUGCCUUGCUUCACAAAGACAACAUCCGCCUCGAGCAGGAGCUCAUGUCGCGGGUGGUCGAGAUAGACGAGCUGCGGAGGAAGCUGGAAGAUGCGCAACGAGAGGCGGAGCAGCAAACGCCGAGUCAGCGCGAGCGGGGCUGCGGCAGCGGCUCUGAGAAAGGGGACCUUGUGGACUGCAGACGAUGCGGGGCGUCAAGUCUCUGGGCUGAUGCGGACGAUAUGGGGGAGGUGCGCAUGAACACCGCAUCUGAGGGUGGCAAGGGUGACCGGCAGCAGCAGCAGCCCAGAGACGCAGAGAAGGAAGUAUCAGCGACGAAGGAGCCUUCACGGGCAUCUACCCUACGCACCAGCCUCCCUCUUUACGCGGCGAGUAGGCAACGGAAAAGUGGCACUGCCGCCGUCAGCGGUGCGUCAGCGCGAGACCUCAAUGAUGCCAAUCCCCAGCAGCUCAUUUGCGAUCUUCGCGCCAAUCUGGCGCGUCGUGACACCGCGCUGAAUGAGGUGCAGAUGGAGCUCGGCGCACUCCAGCACAUCCGCCAGCGACUGGAGGCGGAGGGGCAUCGACUGCAGGACGAACUUUCGGAGGUAAAAAAGCAGCGAGAUGCGCUGCAGGCCCAGCUGACAGCGCAGGAGGAACUGCACACAGCAACAGUCGCGCAAGUCAAGGGCUUCGAAGUACAGGUACAGCAGCUUACGAAAGAAAAGGAAGACGUGCAGCGUCGACUUACGACAGCGGAGCUGCUCUACGAGUACACCGGUUCUAUGAGUGACGGUAAAACUUCUGGUGCUGCCUCUGGCAUUGGUGGCGGCUAUGCGCAUGCGCAGGAGGAGGCGCUGCGAGAGCAGCUGCAGCUGUACCGGUCGAAGUGGCAGGCCGCAGAAGACCAGAUGGAGCACCUGCACGAGCGGAUCUCCCAGCUGCAGCGUCAGCUCGCCAUUGGCCGCGCAGACGACGGGGUGACAGCGGGGCCGCUGAAGCCGGCAGCGAGCGAGCUGUGCGAUGCCGUCCAGGCUGUUGUCCAGGAAGCGAAGUACACUGCUGAUAUGGCGGCGCUUCGCCGGCAGCACCACGAGCAGCUGCAGCUGCACAUUGAAGAGGCUCAGCGACUGCAGCGGCGACUUGAGCGAGCUCAGGAGAACGCCUCCUUUCAUGAAGACCAGCUGCGUCAGCAGCGACAAGACGAUGCACGGCAGCACCACAGUGAGGUGCAGGCGCUACAGGCACAGCUCCGCACGGCGCAAGGUGAACUUGUGAAAGCCCAGGAAGACCGUGAGCAUCUCGCGCGGCAGCUGCGCCGUUCAACGGAGCAGCAAACCACCGUUGAAGUACUGCGCAGUCAAGUCGAACAACUGAAGCAGCGACUCGGUGAAGUGGGGGCGGAUCUGGCGCAGGUGCGCGGAAGAGAGAAGCAGCUAACCCUGCAGGCCCAGCGCGAGCGGCUGGAGCGCGCCAAGGCCGAACACGAUGCGGAGGCAGCGCAGGAGCUGCUGGAGCGUGAGAAGACGGAGGCGCAGUACCUGAGAGAAGAACUAAUAAUCACCCGCGAGCAGCUCGGCAUGCACGAGGCCACCGAGGUGUCAGGGACAGGCGCGACGCCAGCACCCCCGUCCCUCCCCUCCACAUGCGCACCCGACGCCACCGACGCAGGAGACCCGCAGCGCCGACGCAUCGCACGCACCAUCAGAGGCGCAGGGGAUGCAGAGGGUGACGCAGUAGCUCUCUCGUCAGAGUUGAAGGGCUACGUCGGUCUCAUGCGCCUGAACACGGCCUUGCAGCGGCGCAUUGCGGAGCUGGAAGCGCAAGCUCUGACUCGCCACGGCAGCGGCAGCAGCAAGGGUGAAAGCACGAACAGAAACGAAGGGGAGACGCAGCAAGCGCAGCCGACGGCUCCGGCAAGUGAGGAACUCGCAUUGUCGAAAACGCCACCAGGUGACCUCUCUUCACCUCCAGCACUGGAGCAGCAGCAGGCGGCGCACCUUCAAGAAGAGCUUGCCAAAGCCUUACAGAGUCAGCAUACCCUCAUGGCAACCUGUGCCGAAGCAGAAAAAGAGCGACGUCAGCUGAUCGAGGACAACCAGACGCUCGCUGACGGCCUCGAGCUGCUCGAGAGGCAGCUGCGUAAAUACCGAGCAAAGCGAGCGCGCAAAGCGAGCGCAAGGGACACUAGCAGCUCCCGAGCUGAGGCACCGCCUUCCGCGCUAACGGCAGGUGCGAAGUCGCGCAAACACGCCGACGUGGAGGAGGAGUUGCCGACAAACCCCUGUCGAUCCCAUGACACACAACCACGUGAAAGUCGCGUGCGCAGUCGCCUGCAGACGGCCCGCGCUCAAGACCACAACGUCACUGUGCACCAAAGCACCGAUGGGAAGGGGCAACAACCGCAGCCGCAGCAAGGGAAUGAGAGGGUGACAACAGAGCAGAACCUAUCCCCGGUGUGCACCGGCUGUCGAAGUAAUUCCGGCCGCCCUGCUGCAACUGCGCGCAUCACACGCUCAGCAUCGGCUACGCCCUUUGCGGUCGCGUGUGGUGUCGCCGGAACUGGGGUGGCGGAUUGCACUGGUGCUGGGUGCUGCCAUUCCCCACCGUGCACAGUGGGAUGGGUCGCUGAGAUCGACCAAGGGCCCAUGUUGUGGCUUCAGUCCCAGUUGUUCUUGUCGGCGUUGGCACCCUCUUCUCUUCCCCUCUCACCUUCGCAGUCUUCGCCACGUGAAACACACGGCGAUGAUACGGUGCCUCCGACUCCGGAGCAACGCACCAGCGCAAAUGCGGCGCAGCGGCAGAAGCAAAUCUCUCCGCCACCGCUUCACCCCUGUCGGUUCGUGCACGGGAGCAUCUUACCUCCGGUGUACUACCCCUCUCUUGUGGAACGCAGCCGUGACUAG